UAAUUUGUAUUAGCAUCGGAGAGACAUAGAGUGUGUCUAAUGUCUUGGGCUGGAAGCUUCGGUUUUGGGUCAGAUCUCAGUUUUCUCUUUCUCUUAGGGUUUUCGCUUUCUUCCGAUCUUCCACCAUCCACGCUCUGAGAUAUUGCUAGGGUUUUGAGCUUGAUUGGUUCGUUUAGGAUUAAGCAAUCUCCAUGGACAAGGACAAAUCUCUAGGUCACGGUGGAGGUUUGCCACCUCCAUCGGGGCGUUAUUCGGGUUACUCGGCCCCGGGAAGCGUGUUCAAUGUGAAAUCUGAGCCGUCGCCGCCGUCGUCGUCGUCGACGACGACGUAUCCGCCGUUGGGUCCGGGAGGCAGCUCGGAAACUAGUCAUUUCGGGCAUGGAAUGUCGACGGAUUCUAGUGGAUUUAGUCACGAUAUUAGCAGAAUGCCUGAUAAUCCGCCGCGAAAUAGAGGCCAUAGGCGUGCCCAUUCGGAGAUUCUCACCCUGCCUGAUGAUAUUAGCUUUGACAGUGACCUUGGUGUGGUGGGAGGUGCUGAUGGGCCUUCCUUCUCCGAUGACGCCGAGGAGGACUUGCUGUCCAUGUACCUUGACAUGGAUAAAUUCAACUCGUCGUCGGCCACGUCCACAUUUCAGAUGGGUGAGCCUUCCGGUGCUGUGGGAGCGUCCGCUUCGACGCCGGCGUUGGAGGCACCUGCAUCUUAUGCGGAGAAUGUUGUAAUUGGUAAUAAUGAAAGGCCCACCAGAGUUAGACACCAGCAUAGUCAAUCCAUGGAUGGGUCAACCACCAUCAAGCCUGAGAUGCUGGUCUCGGGUUCAGAAGACAUGUCUGCGACUGAUUCGAAAAAAGCAAUGUCAGCUGCAAAGCUUGCUGAGCUUGCCUUGAUUGACCCCAAGCGAGCAAAAAGGAUAUGGGCAAAUAGGCAGUCUGCUGCAAGGUCAAAAGAGAGGAAGAUGCGAUACAUUGCUGAGCUUGAAAGGAAGGUGCAAACAUUGCAAACGGAAGCAACAUCCUUAUCUGCACAACUAACUCUCUUGCAGAGAGAUACAAAUGGUUUGAAUUCUGAGAACAGUGAACUAAAGCUGCGGUUGCAAACCAUGGAGCAACAAGUUCAUUUGCAAGAUGCAUUAAACGACGCAUUAAAAGAGGAAAUUCAGCAUUUGAAAAUACUGACCGGGCAAGCUAUGCCACCUAAUGGAGGACCUAUGAUGAACUUUGCUUCUUUUGGAGGGGGGCAGCAAUUCUAUCCCGGUAAUCAUGCCAUGCACACCCUUUUAGCUGCACAGCAAUUUCAACAGCUCCAAAUUCAUCCUCAAAAGAAUCAGCCGCAUCAGCAUCAGUUUCAGCAGCUUCAGCAACAACAAAUGCUGCAACAGCAGCAGCAACAGCAACAGCAACGAGAACAUCAGCAGCAGCAGCAGCGAGAACAGCAACAUCAACAAUCAAGUGACUUUAAAAUGAGAGAAGCUACACCUACUCCAUGCCCCAAAGAUAACGCUUCCCCAGAUGUAAAUUCUUCAGGGGCCAAGGACUGUUGAGAGUUGAGACUGCUCAUUGUCUCGUCUAUUGCCUGUUAGAUUUCCCUUUGCCUUGUGUCUUAGUGUUUUUAGGUUAUGGCCUUUGUUAUAUUUUUUCAUUCUUAAACAGUACAAAUGAUCGUCCUAGUUAGAGAUUGAGAAUAAUACAUUUGCAUCUAUGCUACUGUGUAAUACUAAAAUUCUUUGAUACUCAUACUCCGUUUAAUUGCUAUGGAUAUAUAGGGGUAGGUUCAUGUGUG
Cajanus cajan (pigeon pea) is the source of this 1777-nucleotide messenger RNA. RefSeq names its product putative transcription factor PosF21. Gene Ontology annotation, molecular function: DNA-binding transcription factor activity. Lineage: Eukaryota; Viridiplantae; Streptophyta; Magnoliopsida; Fabales; Fabaceae. Gene Ontology annotation, cellular component: nucleus. Gene Ontology annotation, biological process: regulation of DNA-templated transcription. The record is from RefSeq and is a predicted model, not a curated record.